AUGGACUCAGUCAAGCGGCACGUUGGUGUCAUGACUCUGCCAAAUCGUGAGGUUGGUCCGUCUGGCAUAAACACAUGCGGCUGGAACCUGACAAGAACUCAAGAGAACGACGGAGGAAAAACAAGCUUUGUAUCAGAAGGGGAAAUGUUUGUCACUGUCCUGUUUGGAGAAAGCAGAAUGGAAAUGUUUAACAUUAACUGCCAACUGAUACACUUUGUCCACAAUUUGAAGGAGCGUUGUGGAGUGGACUUGAAAGACUGCGUGGACCUAAUGAACCGCAACGGCACAGUAGUGAAUUUAGAAACCAAGGAGCUCAGUGUGGAUCUGGCCAGCAGCUUGCUGGCAGAGAGACAGCACUAUGUCCUCCUCCAAGUUUGCCGAAAUGAUAACGGAGGCCAACAGUAUGUUUCCCUCUUACACAAUGUCAGCCAGAGCCAUCCAGAAUUAAAAGAGCUCCUGAGGAAAGUGUGCAACCCUGGCCAAGAGAGAGACAAGAAGUUCACCUCUGCGCGGAGAAGACACACGCACAGGAAGGGUCCUGCUAGCCAGAGCUGGAACAAAAAUGCCUGUCAACAAUGAGCACCACCAACAUUCAUUCAGCAUCUGUCCGUCCUUCCAUUCAUUUCUAAGCGCUUGUCCUACUCAGCGGUCAUGCAUGAGUUAGGGCCGAGCAUAACCGACAAGAGGGCAGGUACAUACUGUCUGAUCGCCAUUCAAGCGCAAAGCACAUCAAAACAAGCAUUCACAGUAACAUUCACACCCGUGCUCUUGUUGCAUCGCCCUGCUUUGUCCGGCUAUCGAUUGUUCAAGGGGGAAAAACAAAAAAACAAAAAAACUAACAAGUAUGCUGUGGGUUUGCGCAAAAUAUGCCAAAACCCGUGACUUCACGUCUAUGCUGUAGCUUUAAUUCAAGACCGAGUAAAUAUAAGAAAUAUGUACGACACUCUACUGCAGGGGUGUCAAACACACGGCCCGCGGGACGGAACCGGCACCCAAGGAGGUUCGAUCAGGCCCGCAGGAUAAUUUAAAAGUGAAAAAAUGCAUUCAAGACACGGAAUGAAUAGUUUUCAUAAAAUGCACUUCAUGGAUAAUCCACUAGGGGGCACACUGUUUUGAUCAGAGUAGAAGACAACAUUGUUUUGAUCAGAGAAGAAAACAGUAGUCUCAGUCUGUCUCUGAGACAGACCCAACACAUCAGACAGUAUCAAUGAGCCAAUGCCUCUUUAUACCAAAACAAAGGAAAGACAUGAUAUUUUGGUUAUUUAUAGC
Hippocampus comes (tiger tail seahorse) is the source of this 1269-nucleotide messenger RNA. It is a transcript of the gene c8h22orf15, whose product is annotated as chromosome 8 C22orf15 homolog. The record is from RefSeq and is a predicted model, not a curated record. The transcript has 6 exons. The coding region runs from base 1 to 579 and encodes 192 amino acids. Lineage: Eukaryota; Metazoa; Chordata; Actinopteri; Syngnathiformes; Syngnathidae.